AUGCGUCUCACAGCGUCCCUCCUCGCCGCCGCUUCCCUCUCCACCUCCGUUACGGCCUUCUACCCCUACCAACUCAACACUGAAGUCUCCAUCGGCAAUUCCCUUCUGUCCAACCUCCGUCGUCGCUUCAUGCCAUGGAAACUCCAACAAGAUGACACGAAAGACUCAGACUCCCAGGGGUCAUCCAACCUCCUAACCCUCGACCUCCAAAAACUCCCCGUCCGCCGCGACAACAACUACAAAGUUGUCAUGUCCGACCCCCCGUCCCAAUCCAACAGCGCCGCCGUCGACCAGGACGGAAACGACUUCUCAUACUUUGCCGUGGUGCAAGUCGGUUCGCAGAAGCAGAAGAUGCGGAUGUUACUGGACACGGGGGGAAGUGACAGCUGGGUGUUUUCCUCAGACUGCUCGAGCACAGCUUGCAAGCAGCAUGAUAGCUUUGGGGAGGAUGCUUCGGAUACUCUGCAGAUAACGAAUACGGCGUGGACGGUGCAGUAUGGGACGGGUACGGUGAAUGGUCUUGUUGGGUGGGAUACUAUUACCAUCGCGGACUUGACGGUCAACAUGACUUUUGGGCUGGCGUCGAAGGCGUCUGAUGAUUUUCUGUCGUAUCCGAUGGAUGGUCUGCUGGGCUUGAGUCGGUCGAAUGAUACUGGUUUCGGGACUCCUACGUUUAUGGACUUUGUGCAAAAGGAGAACAUGCUGGAGUCGAACAUUGUCGGGUUCAGUCUCUCUCGGGGGUCUGACGAUGACCAGGAUGGAACUGUUACCUUUGGCGGUGUCGAUAAGUCCAAGCUGGACGGUAACAUUACCUACACUGAUACCAUUUCCUCGAGCAACCGCUGGGAAAUCCCUGUCGACGACGUUACCGUCGACGGCCAGGCCUGUAACUUCACCGGAAAGGGUGCCAUCAUUGACACGGGCACAUCGUACAUGAUGCUUCCUCCUGACGAUGCUAAGACAGUCCACUCCCUCAUCCCCGGUGCCACAUCGUCCGGCCAAAACUUUGUCCUCCCCUGCGAAUCGGAUGCUGAAAUUCGCAUCACAUUCUCUGGCGUUAGCUACAACAUCUCCCCUAAAGACUACGUUGGACAGAAAGCCGGCGAUAACUGCGUCUCCACUAUUGUCGGGUACCAGUCUUUUGGUGAUGAUGAGUGGCUUGUGGGUGAUGUCUUUUUGAAGAAUGUCUACUCUGUCUUCGACUACGACAACGACCGCAUCGGACUCAGUGGUAGAAAGGGUGAGACGGCGCCUGCUGAGACUGCCUCGUCAUCUGGGUCUGGUUCUGAUGAUGCUUCUAGCAGUACUUCGUCGGGUAGUGCUGCUAGCUCGACAGAUGUUGAUUCUGCUGCUGUGGCCAGGGUCCCACGCUUCGGUUUGCCAGUUCUGCUGGUGGCCUGCAUGUUCUGGGUGUAA
Molecule: messenger RNA, 1416 nt
Organism: Aspergillus glaucus CBS 516.65
Lineage: Eukaryota; Fungi; Ascomycota; Eurotiomycetes; Eurotiales; Aspergillaceae
Product: pepsin-like aspartic protease
Exons: 2
Coding region: 1-1416 (471 amino acids)
Biological process (GO): proteolysis
Molecular function (GO): aspartic-type endopeptidase activity
Source: RefSeq, a predicted model, not a curated record